Messenger RNA from Vigna unguiculata (cowpea), 1183 nucleotides. RefSeq lists its product as uncharacterized. Gene Ontology annotation, cellular component: cytoplasm. The record is from RefSeq and is a predicted model, not a curated record. Gene Ontology annotation, molecular function: exopolyphosphatase activity. Lineage: Eukaryota; Viridiplantae; Streptophyta; Magnoliopsida; Fabales; Fabaceae.
CUCCCGUAAAUAUCCGAUAAUGUUUUGUUUCUUUGGCUCGGUCAAGGCCUGCUGUGUUUUUAUUCACAUAUGCAGGCAUAGGCAUAUUCUGUUGUGUUUCACAAAGCUAAUAGAAUAACAGUAAUUCAACAAAUGUUUCUCAGUUUCGGAGAAUCCAACAAAUGUUGUCUUGUUUUUUUUCCCGUUCUUGCUCUGAAGCUUAAUUUAGUGACCAUUCUCAGAAAAGCUCUAAGAAAGAGGAAGAGUAUAUCUAUAUGUAUCAGAUAUUGGUGAAACCAUCGUAUCUCAGAUAUGUCUGAAGAGGCUAUGGAGUGGUCACCAGAGAAUUCAGUAGUCUCAGGAUUCAAGGAAGAGUCUUCUGAACAUUCUCCAUCUGAGAAGUGGUUAAAAACCAGCAAAAUUACUCCAUUUAUUCAACUGGAUAUUCAAUCUGAGUUGAUUGAACAAAAUAAUUCAGACCAUCUUGGAUAUGGCCAUAGCCACCACACUCCCGAAGCUGGUGAAAAACAUCAGGCCUUAAAAUCACAUGCAGUAACCAAUACAGAAAAGACAUACACUGUGACCAGAAGAAAAGAAAAGCUAUCGAGUAUUCUACUUCCACUGUCUGCAGCUUCGUACUACAGUGGAGUAUCACCGCAAAUGGAAAUUGUUGAAUCAUGUCAAACCAUUGAGAAGCUAAACGAAUAUUUGAAAGCAAGAAAGGAUGAUGUCAAUGCUGGUGUACCAGGCAAAUUCUUACGUGCAGUAAUGGGUUCAGAUGGUGUUGAUGUAGGAACUGUGGCUUCAAUCAUCACGUAUUCCUUCUACCUAGAUGUAACUUCAGAGAGCGAUCAAUACUGCACAGUACCAAUCAUUAACAUUAACAGGACAAAUCUUGGUUCGCAUGUUGAACUCAAGUGGUUGCUUGAUUCAUGUCAUAUUGAUCAGUCAUCCUUGAUUUUUGCAGAUGAGAUUGAUUUGUGUUACUAUGAUCUAUUUGGGAGUCUUAAGAUCGUACUGUUGAAGGGAAGCAAGAUUAAGCAAGAGAAAUUGAAGCAUGCUGUGGUUGAAAAUUUUCACAGCAGAAAGGGUGAGACAAUAUAUCCAUGGGUUAAAACUGUCAUCACAGGCGAGGUGGGCCUUAAAUUCCCCACACAAUUUCAGUGAUAUCUCCUCUUGUAUUUAUGGUUAUCAUAUUUUCCUC